Manacus vitellinus (golden-collared manakin) is the source of this 1441-nucleotide messenger RNA. It is a transcript of the gene RAD51B, whose product is annotated as RAD51 paralog B. The record is from RefSeq and is a predicted model, not a curated record. Gene Ontology annotation, biological process: double-strand break repair via homologous recombination. Gene Ontology annotation, cellular component: Rad51B-Rad51C-Rad51D-XRCC2 complex. The transcript has 11 exons. Gene Ontology annotation, molecular function: DNA binding; ATP binding; ATP-dependent DNA damage sensor activity. NCBI's taxonomy places the organism in Eukaryota, Metazoa, Chordata, Aves, Passeriformes, Pipridae. Bases 169 to 1383 code for a protein of 404 amino acids.
UGGGUUUCCUCCUGUUUAAGGAGCAUUUUCUGUAGACGGGGCAAUGAAGUUUCCUUCUUGUGAAGAUGUGGAGGCCUGCGCGUCUGCGAAGCUGUAAUAGUUUUGCAUCAUGGCAAAUAUUUACAAUUUUUGCACUUACUGCAUUAUGAAACCUUUCGUCUUGCCUAAAUGUUGAGGAGCAUGGCUGCUAAGAAACUAAGAAGAGCACAGUUGUCUCAGGACCUGUGUGAGAGGCUGAGUCGCUGUCAGAUCACUACCUGUCAGGACUUUUUAUGUCUUUCCCUCUUGGAGCUAAUGAAAGUGACAGGACAGAGCUACUAUGAGGUGCAGAAGCUUCUUUGUAAAGUCAGCCGAGCUUGUGCUCCCAAAAUGCAGACAGCUUAUGAAAUGAAACUGAGGAAGUCUGUCAGUCCCUCUUCAGCCUUUUUAUCCACCACGCUGCAUAGUUUGGAUAGAGUCUUGCAUGGUGGAGUACCUUGUGGGUCCCUCACAGAGAUAACUAGCCCACCAGGUUGUGGCAAAACUCAAUUUUGUAUUAUGCUGAGUGUUCUGGCUACACUGCCUCUAAGCAUGGGAGGACUAGAUGGGGCAGUUAUAUACAUUGACACAGAGUCUGCAUUCAGUGCUGAAAGGUUGAUUGAGAUUGCAGGAAACAGAUUCCCUGAUUAUUUUGACUCGGAUGAAAAGGUGUUCUGCAUGACCCGUAGCAUUCACCUCUAUCGAGAACUGACCUGUUGCAGUGUACUACAGAGGAUUAUGUCUUUGGAAGAAGAAAUUAUUUCAAAGAAAGUAAAACUCAUAAUAAUUGACUCCGUUGCUUCAGUUGUCAGAAAGGAGUUUGACACAAAACUUCAAGGCAAUCUGGCAGAGAGAAGUAACUUUUUGACUAGAGGAGCAUCAGUGUUGAAGUAUUUGGCAGAGGAGUUCUCAAUACCAGUUAUCUUGACAAAUCAGAUUACCACAUCGCUGAGCAAUGGCCCUGCGAUCCAGGCAGACCUGGUGUCUCCAGCUGAUGAUUUGUCCCUGUCUGAAGGGGCUUCUGUAAGUGGGAAGAAGGAUUCUGGUUGUGUGACAGCAGCCCUUGGCAACACGUGGAGUCACAGCGUCAACACCAGGCUCAUACUACAAUAUCAUGACUUGCCAAAAAGACAGCUCCUGGUUGCUAAAUCGCCUGUUUCUCCAUUCUCCGCUUUUUUCUACACCAUUGAGAAAUCAGGCUUGGUUCUUCAGGAUGGAAAGGAUCAAACAAAUUUAAUUUGGGAAGGAACCAAUCCUGCCCUGCAGCCCAUACGAGUGAGGAACACUGCCUUGAAAGAUACUUUACUUAGUGCUACUUUACCUAGCACUACUGGAGAGACUUCAAGCAAUACAUUCAAUCUAUAGAAAGACCAAUGGAAACUCCCCAAAGAAAAGAAUAAAUGACGACAUUGUUUUUCAAAAA